ACGGGAGGCCCGGGAAUGGCUCGAGGCAGCGCGCCUGCCUGGCGUGUCCGAGGUCUCAGGUUCGAGCCCCGGCUGGAUCUGGCUAGAAAGAGCGCAGGGUCGCCACCUCCCUCCGCGGGAGCAGGAGACUGGGGCUGGCAGGGCAAGGAAGGGGCUUCCUGGCGUUGGCGAGCCUGUGCCGGGGAGUUCGCGGCUUCUCCUGUUCAACGCCGCCAGUCUCCCAGCCUGGCCUCGGGCCUUCCUGCUUGCUGAAAAGAUUUGCGGACUGCAAGUACCGUGCAACGUGCCCAAGAACACCUUCCUUGCCUUGUGAGACUGAAAGGAGGGGCUCCUCACUUGCUCUUGAAAUGGACGUGCCUGACUCAGCGGGGCAGCGAUUGGGCAAAAGCCCUGAUGCCAUCCAGGCUGUGAGCAGCGGGCUGUUCUGGGAGAAGACAGUUCCAAAGAUUUUUGGAGUGGACCCAGCCAGCUCAGGUGUGCAGCUCCAGUGGUUCAGGCAGUCCCGCUACCGGGAGGUCGAGGGCCCCCGAGAGGUUUGCAGCCACCUGCACAGUCUCUGCCGUCAGUGGCUGAAGCCAGAAAGGCACACGAAAGCUCAGAUGCUGGACCUGGUCAUCCUGGAGCAGUUCUUGGCUGUCCUUCCACCGGAGAUGGAGAGCUGGGUGAGGGAAUGCGGAGCGGAGACCACUUCCCAGGCGGUGGCCCUGGCUGAAGGUUUCCUCCUGAGCCUGGCAGAGGAGAAGAAGCAGGCAGAGCAGCAGGCCCAAGGGGGCAUCGUGCAGGUGGCCGUUGAAUCCUCUGAAUCAAGGGACGAUCUGUCAAUAACCAGUCAGAAGCUGCUCUUUGGGGGAACCAAACUUGGGACUCAUCACUGGUUCUCACCGGAGAACCAAACUUGGGACUCAUCACUGGGGAAUGGAAUAGCACCACUGACGCUCACUGAAACGUCUCCCUUUCAUGGCGGAGCAGGAAGGAGCCCUGAGCAGCCAGCUCAGGUUCCAGUGUCCUUUGAGGAGGUGGCUGUAUAUUUCACCAAUGAAGAGUGGGCUCUGCUGGAUUCCAGUCAAAAAGCCCUGCACAGGGAAGUCAUGCUGGAGAAUUCUAGGAGUGUGGCCUCUCUCGAUGAGGGGUGGGACAGUAUGAACGAUGACGGACUAUAUGUGGUGUCACUGGAGAGAGAGAAGCAUCAAGAGAUGGACGAGAACUUCAAAAAUCAAAAUGGACUGAAUACACAGGAAAAAAACCAAAUGGAGAAGUGGAGGAAUAAAUCUUGGUUGGGCAACUUUCAUGAAAUCCCAACUCAGCAAGAAAAACAAAAGGGAAAGAAAAAGAAUGUUUGCUCAACGUGUGGGAAAAUCUUCAGCCGCAAAUCACACUUCAAUGUCCACAUGAGAAUCCACACAGGUCAGAAGCAGCAUAAAUGUUUGGAUUGUGGAAAGAGCUUCAGGCAGAGAGCACACCUUACCUCCCAUCAAAGAAUUCACACAGGAGACAGGCCAUAUAAAUGUCUACAGUGUGGGAAGAGCUUCAGGGAGCGUGCACACUUUACUGUGCAUCAAAGAAUUCACACUGGGGAAAAACCGUAUCAGUGUUCAGAGUGUGGAAAGAAAUUCAGUAGGAGCACAAACCUCGCUUCCCAUUUAAGGAAACACACAGGAGAGAAACCAUAUAGAUGCCUGGAAUGUGGAAAGAGCUUCAGGCAGCUUGCAUACCUUACUUCACAUCAAAGAAUCCACACAGGAGAGAAACCAUAUCGAUGUUCAGUGUGUGGAAAGAGCUUCAAUAGGAACACAAAUCUCACUGCCCAUCUAAGAAAACACACAGGAGAGAAACCAUAUAAAUGCUUAGUAUGUAAUAGGAGCUUUUGUGAUAAAUCAGGCUUCAAUAUACAUCAGUUAAUUCAUUCAAAGGAUAAGCCCCAUAAAUGUUUGGUAUGUGGUAGAAGUUUUAUUCGACGUUCACAGCUUACUUCGCAUGAAGGAAUCCACACAGGGGAGAAACCAUAUAAAUGCUUGGUGUGUGGCAAGAGCUUCCAUCGGAGCUCCAAUCUUACUUCCCACCAAAGAAUCCAUGCAGGAGAGAAGCCUUAUAACUGCUCAGAAUGUAGCAAGAGCUUUUAUGAUAAAUCACGCCUUCUUAUACACCAAAGAACUCACACAGAUGAAAAGCCAUAUAAAUGCCUGGAGUGUGGAAAGAACUUCAAGUGGCAUACAAACCUUGCUUCUCAUCAGAGAACACACACAGGAGAAAAGCCCUAUAAUUGCAUGGAGUGCAACAAGAGCUUUUAUGAUAACUCCCACCUUCUUACACACCAAAGAAUCCACACAGGAGAGAAACCCUAUCACUGCUCGGAGUGUGGAAAGAGCUUCAGUCAGAGCUCAAGCCUUACUUCCCAUCAAAGAGUCCACACAGAAGAGAAACCAUAUCAUUGCAUGGAGUGUGGAAAGAACUACACUCAGAGGAGAAACCUUAUUAGACAUCAAAAAAUCCACUCGGGAGAAAAAACAUAUCAGUGCCUGGAAUGUGAAAAGAGUUUUUACGAUAGGUGUAUGCUAAAGAGACAUCAAAGAACUCACAGAGGGGAAGGGGAACCCCUAAUGUCUUGGAGUAUUGAAAUAGCUUCCGAUGGUGAACCAAUUUUACUUCCCCUCAGAGGAUUCAGCCAGGAAAACCAGUAUUUAAUUUGAGAUUCACAAAUUGCUCCUUACAGUCAAUAGAGAAUUCACAUAGGAGAGAUGCUUCCUCCUCUCUUCCUAGAUAAAUGCUUGGGGUAUGGAACAGCUUCUGUCACUGUUAACUAUAUUAAUGCAUUAUCAUCAUCAUUAUUUUCUGAGAAAUUGAACAUUAAUGCAGCCCUUACCUGACGGACCUGGGUUGUAACAGCUAUCCUUUCUAAAGUGAGAGCAGGGUCCAUAUUUCUUGACUUGGACUUGUAAUCUCUCAUAGCCUGCAGGGUACUUUUUGUCAUCCCCUCCCCCAGCAGCAGGGAGAUACAGGUAAGCAACCAGAGAAAGAAAGUGCCUUCCAAUUGAGUCUUCCCCUUGUCUCUGCUCCCUUGCCUCCCCCCCACCUGCCCUCUUCGUAUGAGACAACACUAGCAUCUGAGCAGUUUCCAGAGGGAGCACAAAAUCGUGCUAGAAAAGAAUGAUUUAACAAGUUUACACCUUGGACUGAGAAAUGGAGUAGAAAAUCUUUCCUCUUCCUCUUAGUUCAUCUUUUCUGUGUUUGUAUUUCUGCAGAAAAAGUUCUUAUGGUAUGCUAAGCAAGGGAAUGAAUCAUCAUGCUUUGCAGAGGCAGGAAGUUUGCAUAGAAAAGGAGGUUACCAUAAACACUGUAUGGAGGGAGGUACAAGUUUCCUAUGAUGCUUACAGGGCAAACCUCUGUAUGUCUACUGAGAAUUCCUAUUAAGUUUAUUUGGGAUGGUGUUCCUUUGGGCAUUCUCUCUGGUUAAAAAGGAAUUUAAUAAACAUGAACAUAGAAAGAGACUGAAGGAUCAUCAGCUGUUCCAGUGUUAAUGGAUGGUCCAUCUGGGUGACCUGGUGUUCCAUUCUCAGAGCCUUGGGAUCUUCUGGAGGGAUUGUCGUUGCUUUCAAAUGUGCUUUUCAGCUGCUAAAGUCCAGCUGCUCUUUGAAACACAUUCAGCACAUAAUGACUACAUUUAUCUGCACCUGAUACAUUUCUGUUAAAUCCACUUAUUAUGAAUUAGUCCAUUUAUUCAUCAGUCUAUAGGAGAGAUGGGACUACAUUGGCUGUGCUGGAAGAUCAGCUCCAUCAGGCUCCCACGUCUGUCAUCCACAGCACAUAUUCCAUCAGGCUUUGAGAAAGGGAGAGUGAUGGGGACUACAGGUCAUCUCCACUGCUCUGCUGAAAAAUCUUUGGUUCCUCUCUGAAUGUUUCUAUUACUGCUGUUCAUUACUAGCUCUCUGGUAAAUUGGUGCCUGAGCUUGCUUCUUUCGUCCUCCCUCCCAGUUCCUUUUAUGUUGUGUCUCUCAGAUUGUGAGCUGAGUGCAGGAACUCUUUUGUCAUUGAUAUGUCAGCUGGGGAGCUUUUUUUCACCUGAAGAGCAGUAUAAAAAUGCCAGUAAUGAAGAAGUGGGCAUGCAGAUACAUUUGGAUCAACCUCUCUUUUUAUUUAUUUUUUGGAUACAAUAAAAUUGUACAAAUCAUA
This is a messenger RNA of Rhineura floridana, 4167 nucleotides long. RefSeq names its product zinc finger protein 436-like. NCBI's taxonomy places the organism in Eukaryota, Metazoa, Chordata, Lepidosauria, Squamata, Rhineuridae. The record is from RefSeq and is a predicted model, not a curated record. Bases 348 to 2687 code for a protein of 779 amino acids. Gene Ontology annotation, biological process: regulation of transcription by RNA polymerase II. The transcript is spliced from 6 exons. Gene Ontology annotation, molecular function: DNA-binding transcription factor activity; RNA polymerase II cis-regulatory region sequence-specific DNA binding.